Molecule: messenger RNA, 3639 nt
Organism: Fonsecaea erecta
Lineage: Eukaryota; Fungi; Ascomycota; Eurotiomycetes; Chaetothyriales; Herpotrichiellaceae
Exons: 4
Coding region: 1-3639 (1212 amino acids)
Biological process (GO): arachidonate metabolic process
Cellular component (GO): membrane
Source: RefSeq, a predicted model, not a curated record
AUGGGCAGUGCGAUGCUCCAAGAGUUCCACGGCCACUGCUGGGAUGACCACCUCCCGAAGAGCUCAAAGUUAGCAGCAUCGCACGUCCCAAUUGGUUUGACGGUCCAGCACUUCUUCGUCAGAGAUAUCAUUCACUCGGAGGAUGAAACUGAAACACUGAGGCAGCUACAUGAACAAAAUGCAGCAACGCGAUGGUUCAACAUUCGCCAUCGCAACUCCCAGCCCGUCCUCUACGUCUACGAUAGAUUUGGUCCCCUGUGUGAACCGAUUGCUGACCCAACUUCAUCGGCCGCCACGAAAUUCCCAACAUUUGUGUCCUUCAUCGGCAAGUCGGGUGUUGGAAAGUCCACGCUGGUGAGGGCAAUGCUCCUGCUGGGAAAUCUCAAUGUGCCAAAGAUCAACGACGACGAUAUUUCCGACCUUUCAACGAACCAGAGCCGGUGGGAGACUUUGAGGGCCGCCAUAUCUUCGCAACAGGAGAUGCCAGUCACCAGAUCGGGCCAUGUCGACCAUGCAGCAGAUCCAACAACCCUCGGUGUCCAUCUCUACAAGGACGGCUCGAGUUUACGCACAUCGCAAGAGGAUGCCAGUAGCUUCACUCUGUUCGCCGACUGCGAAGGCUUCUUCGCUGGGGCUGCUCAAACAAAUGCUGAACGCUUCACUACAGACCAGGGCAGAGCAUCGGCCCAUGAAGAUGCCACAGAGGCAAACGUUUUGUACAAGGCACGUGUGGCCGCAGCCAGUUACGCUCGCGAUGGACAGCAAGGGACUGAACUGUUCUACGCAAGGUUCCUCUAUGCUGUCAGCGAUGUUGUUGUUUUUGUGACCAACGAGGACCAAAACAUCACCUUUCUGCUUGUAAGAGCCCUCGAGUGGGCGGCGACAGCAGUCCUUCACUCGGUCAAUUACCCUUCGCGGAAGACCCUCGUCAUCGUACGCAAUGGGGCCCUGGGCUAUAGCCGGCAAUUUCUCGAUAAUGAAUUACUUGAAAGGUUGUUUUUGGACCGCCAGGAUUUUCUAUGGAAGACGUCGCCCGUCCUGCAGGACUUUGUCAAUGAUUACAACAGCAAACAAGAUCGAUUUACCAAGCACAUCUACCGAAACCGGGACCUCUACGAUGCAUUGUACGUCAAGAUCAUUUGCUGCUGUAUACCACACGUCAGCGAAAUGGAGGAACAAGGCGACGAAACAUUGUUCGCACAAUACGUGAAACUACGCACGCAGAUCGACGACGCCUCACAGCGCGCGAUCGAUAUGCGUUCCAAAGGGUGGAUGAAGUACAAUGUCUCUUCCCUCUCGCAGAUCCUCUUUUCGGCUUUCGAACACUUUCGCACCAGUGAGAAAGCAUUCGAUUUCAACGAGGUGGCACGCAUCAGCAAGCCCAACCCCAAAUCAUUCUCUGAUCAUAUUGCCAAUUUCCUUCGACUUGCGUUUGAGUCGCCCGCCUCGAGCAAAAUCAGGGCCAUGAUACCUGAUAUCAUUUCUCUGAACUUGGUUGUUUGGUCCAUGAGGAAUCUCACCCACGUGGUGGACCCAGCACGGCUCUUUGACGGCAUGACCAACGGCGAUAAGGAACCAUUCUCACUGGCUCACCGCUGUCAGUGUGCCAUACAAGAAUACCAAGAAAAAUAUCAGCAAUGUGGAUAUAGAUUCUCGGAGAACGACCUUUGCACAAAUGGCCCAACUACUGCCCACCAACGCCUUCAUUUGUCUACUUCUAAAAAGAGGGCGGACGGGGAACUCAUCCCAAGGCAUAUGUUGGACCCACAUCUGGUGAGUGAGAUUCGCCAUAGAUUCUUGGAGCAUUAUGAAAAUUUCGCGAGCGACGGCAGGACAGGGUACCGGUCCAUGAUCAAGCCCGCUCCUGGCAAGGUCACGAGAGUACGGCAGGCCGUUAUGCAAAAAUACUGUAAGCAAUGGACUCCAAUGACCAGCAACAUUACCUGUCUGGCUUGCUUGCAGGCAGUGCCGGAGAAUGUACUGCAUUGUGGCCAUGGAUACUGUGUUCAGUGCGUUCGAGAGCUGGGACGGCCCUCCGAGAGCUUCGAAUCCGCUUGGACAUUCGAAGUGUGCCCGCUCUGCAGUGCCCGAAUGGGCGACAAUUAUUCGCAUUUGAUCAGGGAGCGACCACGAUGCGCUGGUGCCCGUCUUCUGACGCUGGACGGAGGUGGCAUUCGAGGCAUCAUUGAGCUUGCCAUUAUCCGAGAGAUGGAGAAGAGGCUGAACUUGCAGAUUCCCUUCCGUGACUAUUUUGAUCUCAUCGUCGGGACUAGCACAGGUGGCAUUAUUGCACUCGCCCUAGCGAUGGGAGACAGAGAUGCAAACACACAGACAAGCCUCAUGACAGAUGCCUUCAAGUCCUUUGCAGUCUCGACAUUUGCUCACCCCCGGGCUGGCAGUUUGCUGACGAAGAUUGGACUUGGCCACUUUGUGACGAGCGUGGUCAUGUCGUUCGGCCUGUACCAAGCCUUGUUUGACUCGGCGCCGCUCGAAAACGGGUUGAAGCGGUUCUUUGGUGCUCACACAAGUCUCUUCGGGUCUGCACGGACUCGCCAUCACCAGUGUUCGACCCGAGUUGCUGUGUUCGCCACGAAGGAGUUUGGAAAACGAGCACACCUCAUCACCAGCUACAACAGACCCAACUUGGCGUCGAGCAGCGACUUCGAGCGGGAAGACGACGAAAGCAAAGGUAUGCGAAUCUGGGAGGCAGGGCUCGCUACGGCAGCCGCCCCGUUCUAUUUAGCCCCCUUUAAAAAGGCAGAGACAGGAAUUCUGUAUUUCGAUGGGGCGUUGUACAUGAACUGUCCGGCCCCCGGAGCGGUCGAGGAGAUCAGGAAGCUGUGGCCCGACCACACGCCUUCGCUCGAUGUUCUCGUCUCUAUCGGGACGGGCAUCCAGGACUCAGAAGUCAAGAUCCCCAGAGCCAUCCGCAUCGGCGGCUUCGAGGAGAUCUGCCGGACAUUCCACAGCAAGCUGGACUCGGAGAACCAGUGGCAAGAAUUCAUUGCCAGUGGCGCGACCGACGGCAUUCGUGACCGACUGCACCGGCUCAACCCACCCAUCGACGAGAACCUGCAGAAGGUUACGCUGUGGCACUGGAACAAGAUGGGCAAGCUGGAGGAGAUGGUGCAGCGGCAGAUGCGAGAGCCCGAAUGGAAAGCCCGCCUCGACGACGCCGCCAACGCCCUGCUGGCCAGUCUCUUCUACUUCGAGCCGCACACCGAGGAGGCCGCGGCGUCCAACAACCUGUCGCAUACAGGCACACGGCACAUCAACGGGAGCUUACCCGAGAUCCAUGGCACGAUCCGCUCGCGUCUGCGCCACGGCAGCGGCGAACUGGUCCGUCUCCUCACCCGCGUCCAGGGCUUCUUCUACACGAAGCUCUCCAUGUCGCGAGCAACCCCCUCGGCCUUGCUGCAGCACGACCCCUGGACUGAGAUUGCCGUGUUCCACCCCAUCAAGGACAAGGUGGUCAGGUCGGGCCAGCGGUUCCGCGUCCCUGUCCGACUCGAGGAGUCGUCCGAGAGCAAGUUGCUGGUCCUGGCCGUGCGGCUCGACAAUUGCUCCGCGCCGCUCCCCAUCAGCGGGUUCCCCACGUUGCUGCAGGACUUGCAUUUGCGGGCCAAAUCAUGGGAUUAA